Messenger RNA from Kogia breviceps (pygmy sperm whale), 3816 nucleotides. It is a transcript of the gene SELPLG, whose product is annotated as selectin P ligand. Gene Ontology annotation, cellular component: plasma membrane. NCBI's taxonomy places the organism in Eukaryota, Metazoa, Chordata, Mammalia, Artiodactyla, Physeteridae. Gene Ontology annotation, biological process: leukocyte tethering or rolling. The record is from RefSeq and is a predicted model, not a curated record.
ACCAGAAGUUAAUCCACUGAAGCACUCAGCUCAGGAGGUUGGGAAGCAGUCGAAAAGCAAGUGGACAGAUCACUUCUGUUACCAAAAUCGUUAGGUGCUGAGUUGUUUGUUGUUGUUUUUCUAAUGGAGGCUACCUCAUGCUGAUCUGAAAGACUCAAUGAAUAUUUUUGGAAAGGAUGAUGUGGUGGGUUUGGAGCAGCACUGGAGAGAAAUGAUUCAGACAGAGGCCUGGCAGACAGUUGUGGGCAUAGGGAAAGCUUUGGGUUGAAAGAAACGGACAGUCAUCAGUGUCUGAAAGGGGAAGAGCAAGGAGCUGGCCUGGUGUCGGUGCUCUGCUUGAGGGCUUCAGACACAAAGUGUUUUCACGGUUACAGGAACCCCAGAGUGACCUCGGGCUCAGCAGGGCCCUUUCUCCUACUACCCACCCAAGCUUGAUCAACGUCUCCAAAGCUGCAACAAACAAGGAGGUGUGGGCUGUCACGUGGCCUUGAGUAACCACACUUUUGCUUCCUUCUUUUACACACGGCCGUUGGGGGUUGGAGCGGUCUGAGACCACGGCAGAGGUGCCACAGCCGUGCUUGGCAGCACAGGCUAGGUCCUUGUCGCUAAAGCAGAGAAGCCGCUUCUCCUGGGCCCACGAGGCAGCCAUCUCAUGCUCUGCUGAGCAAGGUGCCAUGUUUCUGAAACCUCUGCUGCUCCUGGCCCUGCUGGGCCCUGGCAGCAGCCUCCAGCUGUGGGGGACCUGGGAGAAUGGAGCCAAGGAGGCCCCAGGCCCCCUGCUUGUCCGUGGCCGGAGAGAAGUGGAUGAGGACGACUCCGACAUAUAUGACUAUGACAUACAGACGGACCCUCCAGAAAUGCUUAACUAUAGAACCGAGGCCCCCAAGCUUCUGCCUGUGAUGAGAACACUGGAGCAGAGAGAGUCUGCAGGGCCUUUAACACCUGAGCCAACCACUCUGGAGGUGGCCACAAGGGACCCUGCUGUCCUGGAUGCAGGAGGGGCAGCCACUGGGAAUCUGAGCGUGGAACUGGUCCAGCUUGUCACUCUGACCAAAGAACCAGUCACUGUCAUCCCUCCCACCAUGGAGGAUCCAUCCACAGAGUCAGCUGCAGUGGAGGCCCUGUCCACAGGGCCAGCAGGCAGAGUGGCACUGGCCACAGAACCUGCAGCCACAGAGGCUCUGUCCACAGAGACCCUGCCCACGGAGUCAGCAAGCACGACGGCACCAGCCACAGAACGCACAGCCAUGGAGGCCCUGUCCACAGGGGCCAUGUCCACAGAACCCACCGCCACUGCGGCCCUGUCCACAGAACCCACCGCCACUGCGGCCCUGUCCACAGAACUCACCGCCACUGAGGCCCUGUCCACAGAACCCACCGCCACUGAGGCCCUGUCCACAGAACCCACCGCCACUGCGGCCCUGUCCACAGAACCCACCGCCACUGAGGCCCUGUCCACAGAAUCCACUGCCACAGAGGCCCUGUUCAUGGAACCCACAGUCAUAGAAGCCCCGUCCACGGAACUGGCCACCACAGCAGUUCUUUCCAUGGAGCCCACUACCGCAGGGGCCCUGCCCACAGAUCCAGCCACUGUGAAGACCCUGCCCACAAGACCUGCUACCGCAAGGGGCCUAACCACAGCCUUUCCUGUGCCCUCUGAUCCUCCCAAGGGCACCAUUGUGGCAGUUGGCAAUUCAUCUGAUAACUUGAUCUACAAAUGGAAAAAUGGUCAGAGUCUUUUCCCCCGGAGCUCCAUGGCCCCAAGCCCCGCAGAGGGCCUGCUUGACCCCAGGUCGGUGAAGCAGUGUCUGCUGGCCAUCCUCAUCCUCGCCCUGGUGGCCACCAUCUUCCUCGUGUGCACCGUGGUGCUGGCCAUCCGCCUGUCCCGCAAGAACCACCUGUACCCCGUGCGCAAUUACUCCGCCACCGAGAUGGUCUGCAUCUCGUCCCUGCUGCCUGAGGGGGGCGAGGGGCCAGCUGCCAUGGCCAACGGGGGCCUGCCCAAGGCCAAGAGCCAGGGCCCGAAGGCGGGGUCUGGGGAGGACCGCGAGGGAGAUGACCUCACCCUGCACAGCUUCCUGCCUUAGCUCCCGGCCCGGCUGCCUGAGCAGGACCAGUCCCCCAAGCGGCCUCCACAGCCUACCGGGCCACCGCCCAUACCCAGGCUCUAUGCCAUGGGUCCGGGCUUCCUUGGAGACCCCUGGUGAUGGGAAUGUUUAGGGUCGGAACCCUGGCCACCCUACACGGGACUGAGAACAGCCAAGGUCCAGGCACCAAAGCAGGCCUGGCAAAUGGAACCUCCAGUGGAGGCUGGAGAGGCCGCCUCCACCUCCCUGCCUCCCAUGUGUUCUUUUUUUUUUUUUUUUUUCUUCUCCCAUGUGUUCUUGGCCCCCUCUAAUGCCUCCCACGGCUGCUGGAAUCUCAUCGCCAUGUGCCCAGGAGGACUCAGGGUUCCCUGCCCACACCCCCACUGCCACUUUCUUCUGGUGGCCAUGGUCACUGCACAGGAAGGGGGCAUUUUGGGGGGGCAGUAUGUCAUUCUUGAGUUCAUUUCCUGUCACUCCCCGUUUGGGGUAUCUCUCCCAAGAGCCCAGGGUGAGGGCUGGGCAUGUGAGGGCUGGGCAGGCUUGGAAAGCCCAAGGCUACAGGUUUCUUUGGGACUUUGUGGACCAAUGAGCUUCCAUCUGGUGACAGAGCGACCCCCGUCCCGUCCUCCCUCGCCUCCCCCUGUGGCCUUGUUUUAGGGUGGGCUCUGCCUUGUUCACCGAAGUCUCCCAGGGCCCAGCUCGGGGCCGGGAGAGCACAGACACUCAGUAAAUGUUUGCUAAACAAGCGAUGGCUGAACGAACGCUUCAAGGUACCAAGGUGCCUCCUUCAGGUGGGGAGUUGGUCCCUUGCUGUUCACGCCCAGCCCCAGGCCCCUCAGGAAGACCCCUGCACGGGCUGUUGUGGUUACUUCAGGGGGCAUCUUGCUGUACCCUUGGGCAGUUGGGAGGCGGGGUUCAGGCUGUUGGAGGACAGAGGAUGCUGGCCUCGGGAACCACUUUGUUCAGCACCUCCCGUGACUCAGUUCAAGCCUACAGAAGUUGGUUCCGCCCGCCAGAUCUCAGCCAGAUACCCCCCUAAACAUCAAUGCCAUCCUCCCCAGAAGCCCACCCUGACCCCUCUGUUCCACAUGGGGCCCAUCUCCCAUUAACACCCAGUGGCCCCUCCUCACAUGGGGAGCCUGGCUACACCCUACAAGACCUUCCUGCAACUGACCACCUGUCAUGUAGAGUUGGGGGCCAGUAAACUUUUUCUUAAAGGGCCAGACCAUAAAUAUCUCAGGUUUGACAGGCUGCGUGGUCUCUGUUGCAACUUCUCGACUCUGUCAUCAUGGCAUGAAUGCAGCAAUUGACUCUGUGUCAUAAAUGAAUGGGUUUGGCUGAAUUCUAUUGAAACUUUGUUUACAAACAGGCAGCAGGCUGGGGUAGGCUCUGUAAGUUAGCUUGUCCCCGACUUAAGUGUAGAGUGACCAGAUGUCCCGGUUUGUUUGAGACUGCCCUGAUUUUAGCACGGAAAGUCCUAUAUCAUGGGAUAUAAGACUUUCAGCUCCAGCAAUCAGGACAGUGGGUGGCCCUAUUUAAGCACUGAAACCCAUGUGGACCCUGAGGGUCAGAUCAGGAAGCCAAAGGCUUAAGAGAAGUGAAGAGCCUGGCUUACUUCCUGACAGUGGCUGAGCUGGGAUUCAAACUCUUGAUUUUUGCUUCCCAGCGCCUUUUAGUCAGUUUUGUACAGGGAGAAGGACAACACACACACACACGCGUGCGCGCGCGC